GCUUAGUUUUCGACGUUUCGAUAACGAUUGUUUAGUUCUAGUCUUUUUUUCUCCUUUUCUCCUUGACCUUGACCCCGAGAAUUCCGAAAAAUCUCGACGACACAAAGACUUUCCAGUGCAGCACAAACAACCGAAUGGCGAACGACCUUUGCCCCUCCGAAUUCGUCUGAUCCACCACAGUUCCAAUCCCGCGACCACUUCGAAACGUCGAAACCAGGGGCGACCUUAGGACUCCACAGACCGCACCAUACUACGUUACUGACUGUCAGUCAGUUGGUCAGAGCGGUCCUACGACACAGAUCAUUACACUGUUUGUUGCAAGGAUUGGCACUGGAAAAUUAAAGUAAUAGAUACGGAACAGACUUUCGGCCCAAUGGCGUGGUCGAGAAAUGGGAUGAAGCAGCGAGGACCGAUGUCUCUGGCUCCGGUCUCAUCUGUAACUCCGCGUCGUCUGCUGUUGUCCUCAGCUGAAUCAGUAUUCACAAACGGCGCGUGGUACUUAAUAGCAGCAGUGCUGCUUUUUGCUCCCAUGGGGAUGGCUCACGAACACCACCAAGAGAAGAUUAAAGAGGGAGACACGAUAUCCAUGGAUCCUAUCGAUACAACAUUAUGGGUUCACAUCUUCAUCCAGAUGCUCGCCUUUGGCGUGCUGUUCCCCCUGGGGAUGGUUCUAGGGCUGGUUAAAAGUAGAUGGCACGUACCUGUCCAGACCAUCGCUUCCGCCAUUGCCAUUCUCGGCGCCAUCCUCGGCCAUUCGCACGGCGGCCGCGAGUUUGCCUACAACGCCCACUCCCAAUUCGGCGAUGUCGUUUACGGUCUCCUUUUCGCACAAAUCGUCCUCGGCGUCUACCUAAAACUACACAUCGAACGUGGCUUCCUCGGCCGCAUCCGCAAAUGGCUUGUGUUGGCGCAUAGCAUAAACGGCAAGGUUUUCCCCGUCGUGUCGUGGGUUCAGCUUCUAUUUGGCGGCAUUGCGGCGCUGGGAUUUUGCCACGACGAUCAUCUCGGCCAGUGUGUGGCCCAUUUUAUCAUGGGCAGCGCUUUCAUCGCUUACGGAACCCUGCUCACCAUCAUGGUACUGGCCGGCCAGCUCUGGCUGAGGCGCACGGGGAGGUCGCAAGAGUUUUUCGACAGCUCCAUAAUCGCCGCUUGGGGAUGCGUCAACACCUUUACCGAGCAUCGCUGGGGAGAGGAGUGGAGGGGCAACGACUGGCAGCACACUGCCAUGGGUAUUGUUUGGUGGUGUGCAGGUUUGGCCGGUAUCUGGCUCAGCCGCGGCCGUGACGGAUCGCCGAAACGAAACUUUAUCCCCGGUUUCGUGCUCAUCCUCACGGGAUGGUCCAUGUCAGCACACACUCAGCAUUCGAUGGCCAGUUCGGCACUUCAUACCAUGUUCGGCUAUACACUUAUGGCUGCUGGCGUGACGAGGAUCAUCGAGGUGUCUUUUGUGCUACAGGACAAGACUGGCGUGUCGACUGCAGGUGACGAAGUCAACAGCUUCCAAUACGUGCCCGUAUUUCUACUUUUUGCCUCUGGUUAUCUCUUCAUGGGUGCUACGGAAGAGCAAAUGGCACUUCUCGAAAGCUCACCCAUGGACCACGUUGCCUACAUCUUGAUUCUCUAUAGUCUCGCCUUCCUCACCUUCCUCUUUGUCUGCAUGCUCCUCCAUGUCUACGACAGGGCAUCCUACAACUCCAACGCGUACAAGAAUCUGACGACAGCCAACACGAGGGACGACUCCGUCACAGAGUCUGAGCGACGCCGGCUCCAGGAUGUUGAGGAGUUUGAGCUCGACGGCCUGAUGACGGAUGAUGAAGAUGAUGAAGAAGCGGCUAAGAGGAAGCUGCUCGCGAAGGAGAAGGAUGUGGAGGGUAGCAAUAGCACAGGACCUGGUAGCCCUAGCACCGUGGGGAGGAAUAGCGAUCGGGUUGCUUGAAAUGAUCCCAUCGAACCCGUGGAUCACGGGACAUAUAACAGACUGCUUACAAAAACAGCACAUUUCCUAAGACUUUUCAUAACUAGACUGCGUCCGUUUAGGCACAUCCUUGAGCGAGUGCGUUCGUGUUGAGACUGGCUCCUUUUUCCUAUGUAUAUAUAGCAUAAUUGCAUAUUGGGCUGGAUGGCGUUUUGGGUGUUGACUGACAGCUUCGCGCGGAUGUGCAUCAAUGCAUUC
Molecule: messenger RNA, 2173 nt
Organism: Pyricularia grisea
Lineage: Eukaryota; Fungi; Ascomycota; Sordariomycetes; Magnaporthales; Pyriculariaceae
Exons: 4
Coding region: 374-1936 (520 amino acids)
Source: RefSeq, a predicted model, not a curated record